Mustela lutreola (European mink) is the source of this 4954-nucleotide messenger RNA. RefSeq names its product NADH:ubiquinone oxidoreductase subunit A5 (gene NDUFA5). Lineage: Eukaryota; Metazoa; Chordata; Mammalia; Carnivora; Mustelidae. The transcript has 6 exons. The record is from RefSeq and is a predicted model, not a curated record. Gene Ontology annotation, biological process: respiratory electron transport chain. Bases 105 to 455 code for a protein of 116 amino acids.
CGAGUCUGUUUCCAAGGUGACGGUGUGGCGGCCUCGGUGGUGGAUUGAGCGGGUCUGAGCGAGGUUCCCAGAGGGCUGCGCGUCCCCGUCCUGUCGGCGCUGUCAUGGCGGGUUUGCUGAAGAAGACCACCGGCCUUGUGGGAUUGGCUGUCUGUGAGAGUCCGCACGAGAGGCUAAGAAUAUUGUACACAAAGAUUCUUGAUGUUCUUGAGCAAAUUCCUAAAAAUGCAGCAUAUAGGAAGUACACAGAACAGAUUACAAAUGAGAAGCUGAGUAUGGUUAAAGCGGAACCAGAUGUUAAGAAAUUAGAAGACCAACUUCAGUGUGGCCAACUAGAAGAGGUUAUUCUUCAGGCUGAAAAUGAACUAAGUCUGGCAAGAAAAAUGUUACAGUGGAAACCAUGGGAGCCUUUAGUGGAAGAGCCUCCUGCCAACCAAUGGAAAUGGCCAAUAUAAUCAUCAUUAAAUGAUUGCAGUCAGAAUGCAAGAGAAGGCUUCUGCGGGGAAAGUGGAAAAGCUUUAGAGGGAGUCAGAGGUCCAGGGGUUCUCAUCCCAUGGUUCCAGUGCCAUCAAGAGCUCAAGUGGAGGCAAGUUGUCAACCUCUCAGAUUGACCUAUUUCUUCCUUUGUAAAAAAAAAAGUAGAACUUAUGAUUUAUAACUUCCUUUUCAGUCCUAAAUACUUGCUUUAAAUAUAAUACAUACUUAUAGAUGUAAAAAAAAAAUACAUGAUCUUAAAGCAUAUCUGUAUAGAUAAUUUAAGCUGAUUUCCUAAUCAACUACUUGUUUUUUAGGUCCUUUGAGCACAUGAACACAAAGAUGGCUUGAUGUCUCUCUCAGACUUUCUAGUCUCACCUCCCACGAUUCUUGGGCAUCAUGUAUUUUACAAACCGGGUUCCUGUAGCUAAUAAAAAGGGAACCAUAUUGAUGUUUGCAUUAGAAAUGCUAGUGGUAGAACAGUAGUAGUAUAGUAAUAAUAUAAUAAUAAUAACUAGUAUUUGUUAAUGUUUGCCAGGUACCGGUCUAAGUACUUGACUAAUUUUACUCUUAAAUCUGCACUACAACUCCUAAAAGAGUGAUCAUGUAAAUUAUCUCCAUUUCUCCAGAUAAGGAAACCAAAAUUCAGUGUGAGUACUGUUCUGGAAUCAUAGGCCACUAUAGGCAACACAGGCACCUUGGAAAAACAGGUGAAUAAGUGGUGUAAUAAUGAACCGAGGUCCUGUAGCUAGCUAGUAAGAUGUGGAGCUAAAUUUUGAAUCUGGGAGUCUUGCUACAGAACUCAUGUUCCUAACCAUUAUAUUAUUUUUAUGAAUAUUCUUGCAUUGCUGUCACUCCUGCCUAUACCAUAGGGACUGUACUAAAAUAACCUAUUUCUUGCUUUCAUGAUUUGUUUUGUCAAAAUGACUAUAAAGAACAAAUAGGAACAAAGAUAGUAAACUGGAUUUCAUUUUGUAGAAAAAUCUUCAUAUGGAUUAUAGGUUGAUAAUAUAAAUGGGAUAGGUAUUUAAAAGGCAUUUUUGUGUGGGGCAUGUUUCUACAUUUAUUAACUGCCAUUCCAACUGCCCAUACACCUUACAUCUGAUAGUUUUUACUCCUUCAAAAAAUUUUCUGGUUGCUCUAUAACGUCCAGAUUAGGCUUUCCUGAUCUCUUUACAAGUGAUUCUUCCAUUUAAAGAUACUCAGUGUUGCUGAGUGGCUUCUAGACUAAUUUGAGUAAUUUUCAGAAUGGCCCAUUUCAAUUCCUCCUAGGCUUUUUAGGUUUCAUUCAGAUUAAUCACACAACAGACACUUCAAAAGGAAAAGAAGCUAAUCAGUUUGAGCUUUGCAAACAAGAAAGUGGCAGCAAAGUUGACAUUCCCUUUCUUCUAUCUGUGAACUGAGUGCAGAAUAUUCAAAUUUAUCCCAUUCUUUCCUUUGGGAUAGAAAUAAUUUGUAUCUAGGAUGAUACAUAAUUUUUUGUUCAACCUGUAAUGAUUUUGAGAGAUCAAAGAAGUAGUAAUAAUGUCAUAAAGGUAACAGGUAUAAACUAUGACUAUCAUGGGCUAAUGGUAUGUGGCACCCACUGGAGUAAGUAAGGCUCAGCGUUGGGGGGUGCCAUAAUUUCCACACCAGAAGUUACAGAAGUGGUCUUAUCUGAGUAGAAAGGCUGUGAUGUCAGCAGUGGCAGCCAUUGGGAGCCACCAGGCCUCAGGUUUCGUGUGUCCUGUCAUUCUCCAUUUUUCUACUUCCUCCCCACACCCCAGCUUCUCAGAAUUGGGGGAUGGAAGAAAAGGAGCUUACCAUCAUCAUUCCCUUUUCUAAUCUUAAAGUGCAGUUAAAGAAGUGAAGCUAAUUGAGCUUUUUGCUGCUAUUAUAAUGGAAAGCGGAUUUAUUUUCAAGCAUGGCAGUGAGGAUUAGCAUACUAGAUAAAAGUAAGAUCAGUCUUUCAUAGCUGACUUUGGGACCUCGUACAAUGGGAGGGUUGCUGUGUUGCCUUCAGAAGUUAAGUCUUCAUCUGAUGCUUUAGCAGGCUUUUGAAACAGAUUCCUGUUGGAAUUCCUUCUGCUUUCAGGAUGGUGUUCCAGAUAGUUUAUGUUCUUCUGUAUAUCCAGGAACUCUUCCAUGAAGUCUAAGAGAUCAGUUUCACUGUUUUCCAAAGCCAAGAUUUUCAGGUCUUAAAGGACCUUGCUUCACCUGUGCUCCAAAGGCAGAGCAGACUGUUUGAGAGUUGCCAUUUCCCUGUUACCUACAUCAGGCCUCAAUUGCUGGAAGACAUAUCCUGCACCUAAAUGUUUUCUCUGUCAAAGGGAGGAAAUCAACAAUGUUCUUUAUGGGAAAAUACCCAUAUCUUGGCUAAUACUCACUUUUUCUUUUUCCUCCCAGGCUCUAUGGUUAUAUAAACAAAUAGGAAUUAGAGAAACCAUUUGUCUGAGUGUGUUCUGAUGUCUAGGGUAAAGCAGCAAAUCGAGUAACAUACUAUGAGUAUUUUCCAUCUGAGGGUAGAAUUUCCUUUAGAACUCAGUACUUAAUGGGAUGAUAGCCUAUGCUAUAAUAAUAGUAACACUAAUGAUUUGCGAAAGCGGUAAAUGAGAACAUAAAAGUUUGGCUUACAGGGGGAUGAAGAAGUUUAUUUUCUUUUUUAAAAAGAUUUUGAGAGAGAGUAGAGAGAGAGAGCACAAGUGGGGGUGAAGGGUAGAGGCAGAAGGAGACUCUGCUGAGCAGGAAGCCUGAUGCAGGGCUUGAUCACAGGACCCUAAGAUCAUGACCUGAGCCGAAGGCAGAUGCUUAACUGACUGCACCACCCAAGCACCCCUGAAGAUGUUUAUUUUUAAUAUAAUUCACAAGAAAUCAAAGUGGGAAUGUGAUACAUGAUUUGAAUUUAUGAUAGGGACUGGAGAAAUUUAUUUGAAACUCAGUAUUUAGAGAGGGAAUAAACCAAAACUCUACUUAGUGAAAGAAAAUAGUGAGAAAAACAGUGAAUUCAAAUAGGUUACCCCUAAAUCCUAAUGUCUUAACAGAAGUUUGUUUCUUUUUCAUAGUGCAUGGCUAAUGAAGGUUGACAGUUCUCAAAAGAGUUACAUAAGGGAUCUGGGCUGAGGAUGGUGCCAUUUCAACUCAUGCUUCCAUAACCAUAGGGCAGGGGAAAGGGAACAUACCAGUCACACACACACACACACACACACACACACACACAAAAGACAAAUUUUUGAAUGUGCUAUAACACUCAAAUUUACCUUGCCACGCAUUGCUAAUAAGGAGUUUGUUAUCUCUGUCUGCCAAAAGAAUAAAUAAAGUCUAAAAUAAAAUUAGAUUUUUUUUUAGAUUUGAUUUAUUUGACAGAGAUCAAAAGUAGGCAGAGAGGUGGAAGCAGGCUCCGUGCCAAGCAGAGAGCCAGAUGUGGGGCCAGAUCCCAGGACUCUGGGAUCAUGACCUGAGCCAAAGGCAGAGGCUUUAACCCACUGAGCCACCCGGACGGCUCUAACAGCGAGUUUUCAAAGUGAUCUUUCGGUUUAUAUUAGUAGCUAAGUUUUUGUAGUGUGCUUAGAUGGAAUUUAUGAUGAAUUAACCUCUUUCUGUUUAUGACUAUAAAUGAAAAGCACUGCAGAGAUUCUUUUUUGGAAUUUCUCGUGAUCUUCAAAUAUGUCUUUUUCAGAUGACCAUUUUAGGCAUUUCUAAAUGGCUCUCAUACUCAUACUAUUAAUCUAAAUGCCUCUCAUACUCACACUAUUGUAUGACAGAAUAUUUCACAUCAUUCUCUUUUCUAUACCUGGAUAAAACCAAACUUUUUCAUAACUCAUUUGGAAGUAAAAUCUGACCUGAAUUGACAUAAAGCUAUUUGUGAUCUUUAUCUCACUUUAAUGUGUGAAUAUGAAUAUAUUUUUGCACAGAAUUCUUAAUGUAUUUGAUUCUGGAUUACUUCCCCAGAUGUACUGACAGUGUUACAGAAUAUACAGUAUAUGCCCAUAUCACCUUUAAAAAAUCUGAAUUAAUUUAAACAUAUCUGUCCCUUAAAGUUUCAGAAAAGGGACUAUGGAUCUGUAUUUAUAUAGUCUCUUUAAACAAGCUCAUAGAGGUAUGGUCCAAAUUUAAUCCAAAGGCAUAAUUUUCAGGUUUUCUAAAUUCUAAUAUUUUCUCUAACUUAUUUAUUUGUAACAAUGGGAAAUACUUUGAGAUGCUUGAUUUCAUAAAGCCACUAGGUGGCAUCUUUGUAGAAAUAAAAGCGCAUUAAAAGAAGUAUUUAUUAUAUAAAUAAACUGAGAUAAAUAAAAAGUAGAUGUGUCAUGAAAAAGAUAAGUAAUUUUGGGCAAUAAAUCCUGAGAAAAUGCACAAGUUUAUUGUGAAAAGUAAAAUAUAAAAUGAAAUUUAAAAAUCACUUAUCCACUUUCAGAAUUGAGAGCCUUUUUCCUAUUGGUUGUUUUCAGUUUGCUUUCACAUUUAUUUUGUGUAACCAAACAAUUAUAUAUUUGUGUGUAUAUAA